Molecule: messenger RNA, 402 nt
Organism: Fimicolochytrium jonesii
Lineage: Eukaryota; Fungi; Chytridiomycota; Chytridiomycetes; Spizellomycetales; Powellomycetaceae
Exons: 1
Coding region: 25-402 (125 amino acids)
Source: RefSeq, a predicted model, not a curated record
GACGCUUACCCUAAAAAUCUAACCAUGUCAUCCACCACUAACGCCACUGUUGCCGCCUCCAAAUUGAACCAUGUAGAGGUCCUUUCUGCCAACGGCGAAAACUACCAAAUCUGGAAAGAUGAGAUUAAAGCAUUCAUGGAAUGGAAUGAACUUCAAACCACUAUGCCUCUCGCCUUCAAGGACGAAGACAUCAAACUCAUCAGAGCGAGAGCCAACACAGUUAACGCAGCUACUACGCCAAACGCCAGAGAAGCCCCCGCCGCCGCCGCCGCUGCCCUAGAAAUCACUCAGAUCAAUACGCACGACAACGUUGCGGAUAUAUUUACCAAAUCCCUAGAUGAAAACAAACACUGGAAGUUUGUUCACGCUCUAGGGUUGCGCCGAAAGGCCAAUGUUGCCUGA